GUUCGCGCCAGCUAGCUGCCGGGCUUAGCGUGCGUGCGUCGGCGUGAUCGUCUGAGCGGUCCAAGUGCGGUGAGGAAUGCAAUCACACGCAUGUCCUUGCAAGACCCUGGGAUCAAGCUAGCGCAGUUGAGCAGAGCUGACGAGCCAGGGGACAGCGACGUUUCCGAGGAUGCUUGGCUGCUCGACGACGAGAUUGCGACGGGCAAGGGCGUCAGCACAAAGGGAAGCGCUCCAACAGACCGUCACGGACCGGAUGGACUGUCGAUCGUGCCAACGGUUGAUGAUCCUGCCUUGCCACAUCUGACUUUACGGGUCCUGCUUAUCGGUACAUUGUUCUGCAUCGUCGGUGCAGCUAUCUCUCAGCUAUUCUACUUCAAGAGCAAUGCACCAAAGUUCUCCGUCUUCCUCAUCAUCCUCGUGACCCUGCCUCUCGGCAAAUGGUGCGCAGCUCUUCUGCCAAACGUCGAACCCAUCCAAGGUUGGCCACUCAAUCCUGGGCCAUUCUCAGUCAAAGAACAUGUCCUCAUCACCGUGUUGGCCGGAUCAGGUGCAACCUCUGCUUACGCUGGCGACAUUCUGGCUGUCCAAGACUUGUAUUAUCAUCAGAACCUUGGCGCCAUCGCUGGCAUCGGACUCCUUGUCACAACUCAGGUCUUGGGCUUUGCGCUCGCAGGCAGCGUCUAUAGGCUGCUAGUCAGACCCACCAAGCUUGUCUGGCCGUCUACACUUGUCCUCGUCUCGCUCUUCCUCACGCUCCAUGCGGACGAGACCACAAAGACGUUGACUCAAGUCCGCCUUCGCUUCUUCUCGAUCGCGUUCGUCGGCUGCUUCCUCUGGCAAUUUGUCCCCGCUGUGCUCUCUCCCACCUUGACUUCUCUUGCUGUUCUGUGCAUCGCUCUGCCGCGGUCAGAGGUCGUCGAGACGUUCGGAAGCGGAUAUCGAGGCUUCGGACUCGGUACACUCAGUCUUGACUGGUCAGUCGUGGGCGCUUUCGGCGGACUGUUUACGCCCUGGUUCGCCUCUGUCAACUUCUUCGCUGGCCUCGUCUUCAUGUGCUGGGUCUUUGGGCCUGGCAUGUGGCUGACAGAUUUCUGGAAUGCCUCCAAAUUCAGCUCGCCAAUCGGAUCAGGCCUGUAUGAUACGUCGUUCAGUCGCUACAACGUCACUGCGAUCAUCAAUGCCACUGAUCUUUCGCUCGACGUCGCUGCCUACGAGAAACAAGGAGCAAUCCUGCUCACGCCCUUCUUUGCCAUGACAUAUGCGGCUUCUUUUGCUAUCCUGACCGCUGCUGUUACCAGCGUCAUUUGCUGGAAUCUCGACCUCAUCAAGGAUGCCGUGUCGUCUUCACCGUCGGAUGACAUUCACGUGCAGCUGCUCGAGCAGAACUAUCCGCCCGUGCCGCACGCGUGGUACAUCUCUACCGGUGUCAUCACACUGGCGGCAAGCUGCGGCCUUGUGCUCCUUUAUCCGAUGCAGUUGCCGGUCUGGGCAUUGGUGUUUGCUGUCGCCAUCGCAGCUGUCUUUCUCGUGCCACUCGGGAUCGUUGCAGGCAUCACGAACACGACGAUCGGUCUCAACGUUAUCUCGGAGCUCGUUGCUGGCUUUGUCAUACCAGGCCUGCCCAUUGGAGUGAUCACCUUCAAGGUAUACACCUACAUGGUCUACAGUCAAUGCUUAGCAUUGGUCGGCGACCUCAAGUUUGGACUGUACAUGAAGAUUCCGCCCAGGUCUCUUUUCAUCGCUCAGCUGCUCGGCACGACACUCGGAGCAAUCGUGAACUACGUCUUCAUCCGAAUCGUCCUGGAUUCGAAGCGUCAGUAUCUAGACGGAAGCGUCGUCGAUCCUCAGGGACAAUGGGAUGGAAGAGCGCCGCAAGUCUUCUAUUCUGCUUCUGUCAUUUGGGGUUUGCUUGGACCUGCGCGUUUCUUUUCGGGUGACUAUGCUCUACUUUACUGGGGCUUCCUCGGCGGCGCGAUUAUGGGGAUCCUGCCAUGGCUGCUCAAUCGGAUCUGGCCUCGGAAUUACUGGCAGUACGUGUCCGCGCCAGUUUUUCUGCACGGCUGCGUCGUCGUGCCUGCCGUGCCGACUAAUACGAUCACCGUCGGCUUCGCAGCUGCGUUUCUCUCGCAAUUUUGGGCAGCUCGUUAUCACCGCGAAUGGCACGAAAAGUUCAACUACGUACUCUCUGCAGCGCUCGACGCCGCAACAAGCAUCAAUGCAAUGUCAGUCUUUUUGCUAGGCCUAUCGUUUUACGCCUGGUGGGGCAAUCCGCCGUCGGACUCUGAACAUUGCCAGAUCAAUCAAUAGACAUUCCGUGCAUUUCUGACAAGCUCAUGCGUCCCGUUCGGUCUUCUCUGCCAGCAAUCGGCCGGGCUGAUUCAGGGCAGGAUCGUCGACACUCAAGCCGGCAGCUUCGGCGACGACAGCGCGGUCACCAUGUAGAUCUUUGUCCAAGUCUUUGCCAAAGACGUUCUUCACGAGCUUGUUGAGCGUCUCUGACUUGCCAAAGUUUCCGCCGGCGUUGUUCAGUGAGACAUCACCGCCAAGCUUCGACUUUCCGGCCAAAUUCGUGCCGGGCACAUCCUCGAUGCUGUUAACCUGGUCUGAAGUGAUGUCUGACAUUGCGCUCU
Mixia osmundae IAM 14324 is the source of this 2630-nucleotide messenger RNA. RefSeq lists its product as uncharacterized. The record is from RefSeq and is a predicted model, not a curated record. The coding region runs from base 91 to 2307 and encodes 738 amino acids. The transcript has 3 exons. Gene Ontology annotation, molecular function: oligopeptide transmembrane transporter activity. Gene Ontology annotation, biological process: transmembrane transport. NCBI's taxonomy places the organism in Eukaryota, Fungi, Basidiomycota, Mixiomycetes, Mixiales, Mixiaceae.